GUGUAGUGCAAUGUCACAACAUAAAACAUGUUAAAAAAAGGGGCAGUUGCAACAAAGAGGAAAAUUUUAGAGACAUUAAGUAGUUAAACUACUUUUCUGAGAGUUUUUAAAUAACAGAAAGUGAGAGCUGUGAGUUGUUUAUAGUGAUAAAGUGUACUCUGAAGGUGUUUUGGACUCGUUCGUUGCUAUUGUAAAGUCCUAUGAUGUCAUCUACUCUACGAACCCUGAUGGCAGGAUACCAGAUAACAUAUUUUAUUUUCAUCAGCUCUUUGUUGGUACAUACUCACUCAGCUGAUAAUAUCUACUCUGCCGAGAUGCCUCAGACAGUAACAGCUCUGACAGGCUCAUGUGUGCAGAUUCCUUGCACAUUCAACAUCUCCAAUUUUGAGGACAAACGUAAAACGGCAAAAUCUAUUUAUGGGAUCUGGCUAAAAAACAAAUCACAGUUUGCAGAUGAAGACAGUUUUAUAGCAUUUAAUAGCAGUAAAAACAUCAUUAGAGGAUUCAGUGACGUACAGAUGACUGGAAAUCUCAGUGAGAGCAACUGUACAACUGUCUUCUACAACAUCAUGAUGAAUCAUUCAGACAGCUAUUACUUCAGACUGGAAAUGGAGCCAAAUGUGUUCAGAGCAACAUUUAACCCCAGUACAGAUGUUUCAAGAAAGACUGUGAGGAUCAAUGUCAGAGAUUCACCUCAACCUCCUGAACUUAAACCCAAUGAUCUGAAAGUGAUGGAGGAAACUACAGUCAAUCUGAUCUGCUCUGCUGAAGCCCCCUGCCCCAAACAACCUCCUACAAUAUCCUGGUCUAACAUCCCUGAAUCUGCUCACAUUACAACACAAUUACAAGAGAAACCUGAUAAAAACCAGUCAGUGUUUUCAUACAUGACCUUCAAAGCUUCAUACAAAGAUCACAGAAGGAACAUCUCCUGCACUGCUACAUAUCCAAGAAAUACACCUGUUGCCUCAACUGUGGAGACUAUUGUAAUGCUACGAGUCCUGUUUCCUCCAAAAGGAACUUGCGUCAUCAUUACUCCAUCUGUUGGCACUAAUGUGACUUUGACCUGCAAAAGCCGCGCCAGUCCAUCAAAUGACUUGAACUACACCUGGUAUAAACAUGGAGAGGAGAAACCUAUAGCUUGGGGAAUGAAGAUUAAUUUAACCAAAACUCAGAAUCAAAUAGGAUCAUACCAUUGCAUUGCACAAAAUAAAUAUGGAAAACAGUCAUCAGAAGAGGCCCAGUGCGCAGUUAAAGGACAGAGUGGACUCUCUCAUCUGGUGAUAUAUGGCUGUACAGGAGGACUUUUGGCUUUUGUUCUGUUGUCUGCAGUAUUCUUCUACUAUAUGAGAACAAAGGCUUCAAGACAGGCCCAUGUCAUAGGAAGUGAUCAGGCUGAGGAUAAAAACAGAGACACAACGGCUAUCUAUACUAACAAUGCCACUGCGAUCAGCAAGAAUGACGAGAAGAAAGAAACUGAUGAGCUCCACUAUGGUGAAAUUGACUUUUCCAAACUCCAGACAGGCCACAAGACAAGGGAACAUUCAAACAAUGGCCCAGAGACAGAGUAUUCUGAACUUCAAGUGACAGAGAGAAAGAAACAAAUCAACAGCGCUCAGAAAAUGGACGAACUUUAUGCUCAGGUUCAGAAAAAGUGAUUUUGUUAAAUCUUGCUCUUGUGUCAGUCUUGGGACAGUCACCAGUUUUCACAAAUCCCAUAAUUACAUCUCUUUUGACUGGUGUAACAUUGUCUAAAUAAUGGGUCCCACUUUAUAUUAAGUGUCCAUAGUAACAACAUGUGAACGUAGUAUGUAACCACAGUGCGAGUACACAUUGGUACAUAGUAUCUACAGCUGUAAUAUUUCUGUAACUGCACACAUGUAACAACCCUCAGGAUGGUUUGUGUAAGUACAAAUGUGUAACAGGAAAUUGGUAACAACACUUUUUCUUACUUCACUAAGUACUCGUGUAACAGGAAUUAUAUAACUACAUUUUGUAACAACAUGUAUAAGAGUAAUUUGAAUCAUUUGAUUCAGGGGAUGUAGAUAGGUUUAGGGGUUAAAAUGGGAUCCAGGGGGUGGGGAUGGGUAGGUUUUUGGAUAUGUAAAGUGAGAGGAGUUGGAUCUCAAGUUGGAGUUGGUGGAC
Messenger RNA from Cyprinus carpio (common carp), 2142 nucleotides. RefSeq names its product myelin-associated glycoprotein-like. Lineage: Eukaryota; Metazoa; Chordata; Actinopteri; Cypriniformes; Cyprinidae. The record is from RefSeq and is a predicted model, not a curated record. The coding region runs from base 201 to 1655 and encodes 484 amino acids. The transcript has 10 exons.